AUGAAUCUAUUCUUACUAAUGGCUACAUGGAGCUCACGAUCAUCGAAGCCUUCCGACUUAAUAAUUCCAGUACACACUUUGAAAUGUGUUGUUCCUACUACUGUAGCAUCUACUCAUAAAUCCAGUAAUACUUCUGAAAAGGAUACUGGAACCAAAAACCCUACACUGAUAAAAUAA
This is a messenger RNA of Caenorhabditis elegans, 177 nucleotides long. RefSeq lists its product as uncharacterized. Lineage: Eukaryota; Metazoa; Nematoda; Chromadorea; Rhabditida; Rhabditidae. Bases 1 to 177 code for a protein of 58 amino acids. The transcript has a single exon. The record is from RefSeq and is marked reviewed.